AUGGCCACCGUACGCCUCCUCUCAUUGCUGGUCCUCGCGUUUCUGUGCCAAGAAGGUGCCCUGGCUGCAAACGUAACAAGCAGCAAGCCGCCGCUGCCGUCAAACAAGCAGCCGCUUUCGCCCCCGCCGUCAAACCUGCCGUCAAACAAGCAGCCGCUUUCGCCCCCGCCGUCGACCCAGCCGUCAAACAAGCAGCCGGUUUUGCCCCCGCCGUCGACGCUGCCGUCAAACAAGCAGCCGGUUUCGCCCCCGCCGUCGACGCAGCCGGCAAACAAGCAGCCGGUUUCGCCGCCGCCGUCGACCCAGCCGUCAAACAAGCAGCCGCUUUCGCCCCCGCCGUCGACCCAGCCGUCAAGCAAGCAGCCGGUUUCGGCCCCGCCGGCGUCCAACAACCAGCCGCCAGUGCGUCCUCCGCCACCGGUACCGGCGGGCAAGCAGCCGCUUCCAUCUCCCCCAUCACCUCCAUUAACGAAUAAGGCGCCGCCGCCGGCCCCCAAGAAGUGA
Volvox carteri f. nagariensis is the source of this 504-nucleotide messenger RNA. RefSeq lists its product as uncharacterized. Bases 1 to 504 code for a protein of 167 amino acids. The record is from RefSeq and is a predicted model, not a curated record. NCBI's taxonomy places the organism in Eukaryota, Viridiplantae, Chlorophyta, Chlorophyceae, Chlamydomonadales, Volvocaceae. The transcript is spliced from 2 exons.